Molecule: messenger RNA, 1739 nt
Organism: Brachypodium distachyon (stiff brome)
Lineage: Eukaryota; Viridiplantae; Streptophyta; Magnoliopsida; Poales; Poaceae
Product: 26S proteasome regulatory subunit 4 homolog
Exons: 6
Coding region: 123-1475 (450 amino acids)
Biological process (GO): proteasome-mediated ubiquitin-dependent protein catabolic process
Cellular component (GO): proteasome regulatory particle, base subcomplex
Molecular function (GO): ATP binding; ATP hydrolysis activity; proteasome-activating activity
Source: RefSeq, a predicted model, not a curated record
AGAGAAAAAGAAAGUGCCCUCUUUAUUUCGACUCGAUCUCCCUCUCCGCAACUCCACCUUCUCCCAGACCCAGACCCAGACCCAAACCCUAACCCUUGAAUCGAAGCAACCGGCCGGCGGCGAUGGGACAGGGCACUCCGGGCGGCAUGGGCAAGCAGGGAGGUCUCCCCGGAGACCGCAAGCCGGGCGAUGGCAACGCCGGUGAUAAGAAGGACAAGAAGUUCGAGCCCCCCGCCGCACCGUCCCGCGUGGGGCGCAAGCAGCGGAGACAGAAGGGGCCGGACGUCGCGGCACGUCUGCCCCCAGUGGCGCCGCUCUCCAAGUGCCGCCUCCGCCUGCUCAAGCUGGACCGCGUGAAGGACUAUCUCCUCAUGGAGGAAGAGUUCGUCGUGAGCCAGGAGCGGCUGCGCCCCAGCGAAGACAAGACGGAGGAGGACCGAUCUAAGGUCGAUGACCUCCGCGGGACCCCUAUGAGCGUGGGCUCGCUCGAGGAGAUCAUCGACGAGAGCCACGCGAUUGUCUCGUCGUCUGUUGGGCCCGAGUAUUAUGUCAGCAUACUGUCGUUCGUCGACAAGGACCAGUUGGAGCCCGGAUGCUCUAUACUGAUGCAUAAUAAGGUUCUCUCAGUGGUCGGAAUUUUGCAAGAUGAAGUUGAUCCCAUGGUUUCCGUUAUGAAAGUUGAAAAGGCACCGUUGGAGUCUUAUGCUGACAUUGGUGGUUUGGACGCCCAAAUUCAGGAGAUCAAGGAGGCAGUCGAACUUCCUUUGACACAUCCUGAGCUAUACGAGGACAUUGGAAUCAGGCCUCCGAAGGGAGUCAUAUUAUAUGGGGAACCUGGAACAGGGAAAACUCUACUUGCAAAGGCUGUUGCUAAUUCUACAUCAGCAACAUUCUUGCGUGUUGUUGGCAGUGAGUUGAUCCAAAAGUACCUUGGUGAUGGCCCCAAGCUUGUAAGAGAGCUGUUUAGGGUGGCUGAUGAUCUUUCUCCUUCAAUUGUCUUUAUUGAUGAGAUUGAUGCAGUUGGAACAAAGAGGUAUGAUGCUCAUUCAGGAGGUGAGCGUGAGAUUCAGAGAACCAUGUUGGAGUUGUUAAAUCAGUUGGAUGGUUUUGAUUCAAGAGGAGAUGUAAAAGUUAUUCUAGCGACGAAUCGCAUUGAGAGCCUGGACCCAGCCUUGCUCCGACCAGGUCGAAUAGACAGAAAGAUUGAAUUUCCUCUCCCAGAUAUUAAAACAAGGCGGCGUAUCUUCCAGAUACACACAGCUAAGAUGACACUAGCAGAAGAUGUGAACCUGGAAGAGUUUGUGAUGACCAAGGAUGAGUUUUCUGGUGCUGAUAUCAAAGCAAUAUGCACUGAAGCUGGAUUGCUUGCCUUAAGAGAGCGCAGGAUGAAGGUGACACAUGCUGACUUCAAGAAGGCCAAAGAGAAGGUCAUGUUCAAGAAGAAGGAAGGUGUACCGGAGGGACUCUACAUGUGAAACUGUUUACCCCAUCAGCACAUGAAUUACCUCUGUCGCAGUUUAGCGAAAUGGGGAAGACCGGUGUUUGUGUUUGGUUAAAUCAUCGGAGUUUGAUUACUUACAUACGUUUUUAUUCAGCUACCCCAGACUUGACACCACUCCGUUUACAAUCUACUGUAUCAGGAUUAGUGGUUAAAUGCUGGUUGCUCCGAGUUUUGAUUGGAAGUUGCAUCCUUUUAUGAUUGGUAGAAAUGAUGAUUCUGAUGCUUAUCAUUGAACUAA